Zalophus californianus (California sea lion) is the source of this 1553-nucleotide messenger RNA. It is a transcript of the gene CCDC192, whose product is annotated as coiled-coil domain containing 192. NCBI's taxonomy places the organism in Eukaryota, Metazoa, Chordata, Mammalia, Carnivora, Otariidae. The transcript has 7 exons. The coding region runs from base 77 to 844 and encodes 255 amino acids. The record is from RefSeq and is a predicted model, not a curated record.
GGGAUUCUGAAGCUAAGGAAUGGGGAUAGUUGAUGUCUGUCCCAUGGACUGGGUACACCAGUGGGCCUGACUUGAAAUGGGAGAAUGUUAUAGCAAGAAAUCUGUGGCCCCAGGGCCUGAAACCCCAGAGAGAAUCAGCACCAGGUCUGCAAGUUCAGAGUCAAAUAUACAACAGAGAAACAAAAAACCGAAGGAGUCCCUGGAAACCAGACAGAUGGCAUUUACUUUGGCUCAACUCGAGGCCUUGGAGAUUUGCCUGAAGGAAGCAGAAGAAAAGGCUAAAUCCUUAUCUGAACAGCUUGCAGCCUCUGAAGGAACAAAAUCCAAACUGCUUGAGCAAGUUUCCUGGCUGGAGGAAAAACUAGGGACUCUGGACCAUAAGGAAGACAGUGGGGAACCAUACAAAAAAAUGGUUCUUGCAAAAGACCAGCGCAUUGAGAAAUUACAAGCUGAAGUGAAAGCUUCCCAAGAGCAACUUACAGCUCAUAAACUAAAGCACAAAAGGAAACUGAAAAAGCUGCAAACGGAUUUGGCAACAGCUAAGCAAGAGGCUGCCAUCACAGUCCUGGAGCUCAAUGAGAAGAUAAGGAUGCUACGUGAAGGGAAGCCAGCCCCUAGAGAAGACAACUCUCAGGAAGAGUCCUGUGGGGGUCUCCCGCCUGUUGAAGAAGGUGAUCGAAAAAUUAACCUGAUCAUGGAGUUGUCGACGCAGGUUUCCCUUCAGACUGAGAAGAUCACCCAGCUGGAAGAUGUUUUAGAGGAAAAGGAAAGGAAAAUUCAGCAGCUGGAAGCUGAGCAGGGAUCCCAGCCCUUCCAAGAGGCUGAGGACUCUCCAGAAUGUUAAGAAGCCCCGAUUUCCUUUAAUAAUAUUGUCACCCCUGUGGUCUCUGAUGAAGAUAUGUAAGGAUUCUCAGUAAGAAAAUAAUAAAUAUUCAGUAAGAAAAUAAUAAAUAAUUAAUAAAUAAUAAAUAAGGGUCGCCAGUGUAAAGUCCAGAACACAGCUAGCCUCCCCAUUAGCAAACUCAAGUUCAAGAUGAUGGGUUUGAAUAUAUCCUAUAACAUUUGUAUUGGAAGGAAACAAAACCAAGGGGAGUCUUCAGAAGCAAUUCCUGAAUAUUUCCCCUUCAGACAUCAGCAGUCAGGUAGCCCACACACUUGAGGAAUACCUUGUUUUUAGACAUCCCAGAUAACCAUGGGACAGAGAAAAACACCCAACUAGACCGAUGGUCAAAGAACGUAGUAUCUUUUUCUUAUCAGAGGUUUGUCACUCUUCAAGGUGGCACCACACCUGUAUCCAUAAGCAGCUCAUCUGUGCACAGAAAACUGUCAUGGAAGGCAAGGUUUAAACCGGGGAAUGUUAGGGUCCUGAAGAGGAGAAUCAUUGCCAGCGGGGCAAACAGACACGAGGUCUGCUUUUUCACGUCCUCUGGAAUAUAUUUCUUUCUUUUUUUUAAAACAUGAUUUUUGUUUUGUUUUGUUUUAAGGUUUUACUUAUUUGGCAGAAAUAGAGAGAGAGCACAAAUAGGCAGAGCGGCAGGCAGAGGGAGAGGGAG